AUGCCUCGCAUUGACUUUCAAAUUAUGUCCGAUCUCCAUUUGGAAACUCCUCUCGCACGACCAACAUAUGACGAUUUUGCAGCGACUAUCACACCGGAAAGUCCCUGUCUGGCUCUUCUAGGAGAUAUCGGCUAUGCUUGCGACCCUCGUCUUUUCAACUUUCUCGAGGACCAGUUGCACCACUUCCAAAUUGUCUUCUUCCUGUUAGGCAAUCAUGAAGCUUACGGAACGUCAUUUCCCGCAGCGAAGGCCCUUGUGGAAAGCUUUGCUGUUCGAACUGACGAAGUACGCUGUACCUCAGAUAUUGGCAAAUUCGUUUUUCUUGAUCAGACAAGAUACGACUUUGAAGAGGGGAUAACAGUCCUGGGUUGCACACUGUUUUCUCGGAUUCCAGAACAGCAGGCCGAUACGACCAAAAUGUUCGUCACAGAUUUCUCUUCAAUCGAAAAUUGGGCGGUCUCCGACCACAACAAGGCACAUGAGAGUGAUCUAAGUUGGCUCAAUGCACAAGUCGAUGCUAUCAUGGCAAAGGAGCCGGGGCGAGUAGUGGUCAUAUUCACGCAUCAUAGCCCAACGCUGCUUGAUAUGGCCAUGGAUCCAAGGCACAAGAAUGACUCUGCAAAAACAAACUCGGCGUUUGCCACAGAUUUGUCGGCAGAAAAAUGCUGGCUUAGUACCCAGGUCAAGCUGUGGGCUUUUGGUCAUACACACUUCAAUUGUGACUUUCAAGACCCACGUACCACAAAGAGGGUUCUUACAAAUCAGAAGGGAUAUAGCAGAGCGAAGAGCAUUACCUUUGAUGUGACGAAGACUGUUUCCGUUGAAGCUUCCAUACCGUCUGCUCCAAUAGGAGUCUCCGAGAAGGAGGAUCAAGAACCUCAACGUAGCAGGUUUCGUCACAGAAACGGACGCCAGAACCGUCAGAUCGAUAGACAAAUCAAGUGUGGAUCUUCUUAUAGUUCACUCCCUGGGUAUCCCGUUUCACAUUUCGUACGUGGGACUUGGAGGCCACAUUCUAUUGACGAUAUCAAUGCCGGAGCACAGAUAUUUUGCUCAUUUCAUCAGAUAGGAUGUAUAGGAGUCUACCUGAUGGGUAACAAAGCAUCGAAGAUCAUAGAGCGCCACCAGCAGGGCGACUAUCUCAAGGAACCGAGUUCGUUGCAUCAGGGUCCCGAGUUAGCUGUCGCGGAUAAUGGCCUACCAGCCCGUCAAGAUAAUCGUUACAAAGGCUCCUUCCUCUUGACGAAGCAGGGGAUCCAGAAUGUCGUAUGGCUAGAAGAUGUUCUGGCACUGCACGGCAGCAAUACCACCGGUUGGGACCUUGCUCUCCUCGUUGAGGAUCCGCUUGAGGCAGCGACCUACCUCGCGAGUUUCGGCUAUCAUCAGACAGCGCCGGAAGAAAGAUUUCAGUAUGAGCAAGAUGUUACUGAACACAGCAUUCGUGUGAUACAAUCAGCAUCUAAAGAGACAGCAGUGACCCUGCUGCCAGCGCAACAUUGGUACUUUGAUUUCCAGCACCAGGGUCAGAAUUCUCUGCCACCACUCCACACUUUUCUCGAUUCCGUCAUGGAGUUCUGGCUGAAAAUCUCCUCUAAGGACUACAGUGAGCGCUUGGAGCUGGCGCUGUAUAUAGCGGAUUUGAUAAGCCAAUGCUACAAUCUCACAGAUGAUGACGAUGUCAAAGUCAGAUCAACCGAAUAUGGAGAAAAGCUGAAAGUUGAACAUCGUGAGCUGCAUUAUGACAUUGUGGCUGGCAAACAAAGCUUCAACCACACCGCUCGCCAUCGGUACCAUGCGCAAAAGUAUAGAGAAAUCAAAGCUGGGCUAUUCAAUCCUGUGCCAUACCAGAAGAAUGGCUACAGACCAAAUUUAGGAACGCUCGAAGAAUGA
Messenger RNA from Endocarpon pusillum Z07020, 1890 nucleotides. RefSeq lists its product as uncharacterized. The transcript is spliced from 3 exons. Lineage: Eukaryota; Fungi; Ascomycota; Eurotiomycetes; Verrucariales; Verrucariaceae. The record is from RefSeq and is a predicted model, not a curated record. Gene Ontology annotation, molecular function: hydrolase activity. The coding region runs from base 1 to 1890 and encodes 629 amino acids.